UACUUGUUUGUAGUUAUUUUAUGUAUUAAUUGUUAUUUGUUUAAUUUUAAUGUACUAAUUUUUUCUAUCUUACUUGUUUGUAGCUUUUAUACGUUGAUCAGUUUGUCAUUGAGGAAGUUAGAGCCAAACGAGAAACUCCAGUUCUCAAAGGUUGGACAACCAAUAUGUUUUCAAGUCGUGAGAAAUUGGAAAUUUUUAAGGGGAGGGUUGUAGUUUUUGAUAAAAAUCAGAAGCUUGUUGGUCCUUCUGGCAGCAAACAACCAAAAAUGGAACUAUCUGAUCCAAUUCAUACAAAAAAUGAAGAAAUUGAACAAGAUCCGAAGAAGAAAUUCCUUAUGGAGCUUGCAACAACAUCUACAAAUCUAGUCUUGGCAUACAUGGAUUUCAGUGAAAAACAUGAAACUGCUGUUAAGUAUUUUCCAAACAAUGAGAAGAUUCAAAAGCUGAAGGAAGAUGCAAUGACUGUUUGUGAUGAGCAGAAGAUGAGCUCUAAAGCUUUGACUGAAGAUAUUCCUCUCUCAUUUAGCCAAGAUGAACAGUAUUGGCAAGAUCCAGCUGUAAUUGAAGCUUGGGAUAGGUUUUCAAAGAUUUCAGGCAAUGACAAGCAUGCUGAAUCUACAAUUAAUGCUAGGGUUGAUCAUCUGAUUGAAUCGGAACCAAUUGAUGUUACUAAGAUUGCUGCUGAAUGUGUUCACAUAGCAAGUGGUAUACCUGAUGUUGAAGCUCCAUCUGUUAUCAUACAACCCAAGGUUGCUGAACAUGUGUUUAAAAAACUUGGAGAGUCAAGUAUGAGAUAUAGUUUAAGAAGUUCAGUUGCCAAAGGAUGUGGAACUCCUUCAUUCAGCUUAGGAAUCUCUUCUCAAGAAACUGAUUCUCAGGAGAAGUCCCCUGGCAUUGCACCUAUUGAUGAACAUUUGUUGCUGCUGUUACUGAUGAUGCUGAUGUUGUGA
Molecule: messenger RNA, 950 nt
Organism: Chenopodium quinoa (quinoa)
Lineage: Eukaryota; Viridiplantae; Streptophyta; Magnoliopsida; Caryophyllales; Amaranthaceae
Exons: 4
Coding region: 165-950 (261 amino acids)
Source: RefSeq, a predicted model, not a curated record